AUGUCGUCGUCGAAUGGAGAGAUGGCUGGAAAGAACGGUUUUGAGUCAUUUAAUUUGGACCCGCGGUUACAGCAGGCGCUGGUGCAAGCCGGGUUUAGCGAGCCCACUUUGAUCCAGGAGAAUGCCAUUCCACUGGCGUUGAGCGAGAAGAAGGAUAUCGUUGCCAGGGCCAGGACGGGUUCUGGUAAGACAGCAGCUUAUUUGAUUCCGAUUAUUGAGUCGCUGUUACAGGCGGCUGGGUCUGGUAAUGCUGGUACAGGAGUUAUUAGUACUUUGAUUUUGGUGCCGAGUAAAGAAUUGGCGGAUCAAGUUGUUAAAAUGACGACUAUGCUUACUACGUACUGCACCAAGUUGAUCCAGGUGGUGAAUAUUUCUCAAGCUACCAGUGAGCAAGUACAGACUUCGCUUUUGUCGGAGAAUCCGGCAAUUGUGGUAGCUACUCCAGCUAGGGCUCUGGCUCAUAUCAAGAGAAAGUCCUUGGAUACAAAAUCAUUAGCAUACUUUGUGAUUGACGAGGCAGACCUUAUUCUGUCGUAUGGUCAUGAAGACGAUUUGAACGAAUUGGCUGAACUGCUGCCUAAAUCUAUGCAAACAUGGCUCAUGAGUGCUACACUCAGCGACGAGAUUGAUGCCAUUAAAGGCAAAUUCUGUCGUAAUGUGGCAGUUCUCAAGCUACAAGAUACAGUGUCAUCCGAACAGCUGCUGCAGUACUACGUCAAGUGUAAUGAACUCGAUAAGUUUUUAUUGGCAUAUGUUAUUUUUAAACUCAAGCUGGUUAAGGGAAAGACGAUUGUGUUUGUCAACGAUAUCGACCGUUGUUACCGACUCAAGCUAUUUUUUGAGCAGUUCGGCAUCAAGAGUUGUGUACUGAACUCGGAACUGCCAGUGUCGUCCCGUCUUCAUAUUGUGGAUGAGUUCAACAAAAACGUAUAUAAUUUAUUAAUUGCUACUGACGAGAGCAAUGAAAAAAUCGAAGAUGACGAAGAUGAUAAAGACGAUGCCACUGCCAACAGUAAUGGAAAUGACCAAGAAAAACAAACUGAUUCACAACCCACCGAAAAUACACAAGAAACACAAGAAACACAAAAGAAAAACAACAACAAUAACAAGUCAAAAGACUAUGGAGUCAGUCGAGGAGUUGAUUUCCAGAACGUAGCAUGUGUCCUAAACUUCGACCUUCCCACCAGCACUAAAUCAUAUACACACCGUAUUGGACGUACUGCACGAGCAUCGAAGACCGGAAUGGCAUUAUCGUUUGUCGUUAGCAAAGAAUCAUGGGGAAAACACAAGCCAUCCAUGUUAGCCAGUGCUAAGAGAGAUGAGAAAGUGCUGAACCGAAUUAUCAAGACCCAAGGCAAGCAAGAUAACGAGCUCAAACCAUAUUCUUUCGACAUGAAACAAGUCGAGUCGUUCCGAUACAGAAUGGAAGACGCAUUCCGUGCGGUCACCAAAGUGGCUAUUCGAGAAGCCCGAGUAAAAGAGAUCCGACAAGAACUGCUUGCCAGUGAUAAACUGAAACGACAUUUCGAAGAGAACCCCGAGGACCUGGCCAACCUGCGACACGACAAAGAACUGCAUCCCGCACGAGUCCAGGGCCAUCUCAAACGCGUGCCCGACUACCUUCUCCCCAAAACCGGUCAAAAGCCCGCUGCCUUCACGGGCCAUGUGCCAUUCAACAAAACCAACAACAAACACAGAGUCCACAAAUCCAAGAAGUCCUCGAAAAAGAGAGACCCUCUCAAGAGCUUCAAAAGACGCUAG
Sugiyamaella lignohabitans is the source of this 1761-nucleotide messenger RNA. It is a transcript of the gene DBP9, whose product is annotated as Dbp9p. Gene Ontology annotation, cellular component: nucleolus. The transcript has a single exon. Lineage: Eukaryota; Fungi; Ascomycota; Dipodascomycetes; Dipodascales; Trichomonascaceae. The coding region runs from base 1 to 1761 and encodes 586 amino acids. Gene Ontology annotation, molecular function: ATP binding; nucleic acid binding; RNA helicase activity. The record is from RefSeq and is a predicted model, not a curated record.